UGAUGCCAACGAAUGGACCAGAACACUUCCGCGUCCACCCUCACUGUGGAGCGUGUGGCUUCGCGUUUAAAAUCGGUGACCGAUUUGUCUCGUUUCUUUCCCGCCCCGCUACCGUUAUCUACGGAACGCAGGAUUCACUGACAUUUCCGCCCGAGGAUAUUGGUCAUGUAAUCGAGUAGCCGAUGGGCCAGUUAUUUGGCAAGCCGAAUGAAUGUUACAGGUGCGCCAGGGUUGGUGAAACCACCACCGUCCACCCGGAUUGCUACAACUUGUUUGCGAAGGAAUGUCGAGCAGAGGACAUAAUGGACCGGCUAUGGGUUGCAUCAACAUGGAGAUAUCCGUGGUCUGAGGCGAAACCUCUACUAUUGCCACCUGAUCUUGAUAUCGAUACCGGCAUUGAUUGUGUGGCUGCUGUCGGCCAUCUUCCUCAGCUGUUGGCACUGCCAAACAUACCAGCUCGAAUCAUAUGGGAGUCAGUGAGUAAUGCCAUGAUAUUGCGGUAUACGUCGGUUCUCAGUCUCGCUCGCCGAUUGUCAGCGGCCAACGAUGAUGGGAUGGUUUCUCUCCCGCUUUGUAUGAUCUAUGCGUGGGAUCGGGGGACAUCUCCGACGAUCCGAGAGGCCGUGACCGAGCCGUUCAUCCGCCUCACGAUCGAUUAUCAGGGGCUUAAGAUUAUCGAACGCCUUGAAGCACUACCAGAAAGGCGGGGGGUACAAGCUGAGACUGAGGCAUUCGUGGUUGAGAAGGCAGAGUGCUUCGCCAGAGUCGUAGCCAGUUUCAAGUACGGCUUGGCUCAUUUGAAAAACGUCAGUUCGACCGAUUUGAAAAUGUGGGAUACUCCAGCGCCGCCGAAUUGGGAAGAAUGUCUCGUCUCUCCACCUAGCAGUCGACCUCCCGGGAUCAUCAAAACCAUAGAGAUGCGCUACAGCACAGGUAUCACAUUAUUCGUCUGCGGUAUUGUCACUGUAGCAAUUCAUACGCAUACUUCAAAAGCGCCAUGCGCCUCUAAGACAUUUGAGCGCCUUUCAUAUCGAGCUCAGGGGUCUGCUCUUUGGCUGUAUGUGCCUCUCUCCUCUGACGAUGGGAUCACUGCGUUUGGUGUCCGAAUGAAAACGAAAAUGGAUGAUCUAUAUUCGCGAGCAACAGCUACCUUCCUGUUUCGUUUUGCCCGUUCGGGAGAUCUUGCUAUUGGUAGGCAUCAUCACGCACAGACAACGGACUUUGUAUCUGCUACGAGCCCAGACUGCACACUCAUUUAUAGCGUUCCUAGUUUCGGAAUCUCUGAUUAUGGCGUUUGCCCUAGAGUGGGGGGGAAUGUGCAGAUAACACUCUUCACCCCGAUGGGUAAUCCUCCAUCCAGGUUUACCUUCUUCUCUUCCGGAUCGCUGGAAGCCGUAUUUUCCACGACGGUGUUCUAUGAUGAGGAAACUGGCUUCUGCAUGGGGAUAUUAAUCAAGUACAACGACGGGACGCGGCGGGCCCUAGGACAAUGCAGACUGGGAGUAGAUCCCACGCAAUACUGCACUGCACCUACGCACCUAUGCCACUAUCCGAUCACCCACCAGCGACCAGGCGAGAGGUUUCCGGAAGAAGGGUUUAUCGCAGAAUUCACCACAGACCUGAAACAUGGACAUAAUGAAGAGGCAGCUCGUGAAUGGGAAUGCUGUCAGGUGAAGGGAAAUCUCCAGUUUUGGUUUCACCACACAAAGAGUGUGCUGCAAGUCGUGGACUAA
This is a messenger RNA of Ilyonectria robusta, 1733 nucleotides long. RefSeq lists its product as uncharacterized. Lineage: Eukaryota; Fungi; Ascomycota; Sordariomycetes; Hypocreales; Nectriaceae. The record is from RefSeq and is a predicted model, not a curated record. The transcript has 4 exons. The coding region runs from base 183 to 1733 and encodes 516 amino acids.